GAAGGAGGUGACGGAAGCGGAAAUACAAAAGAGAGCGAAGGGGAAGUUCGACAAGCACUAAGUGUAGUCAGUACUCUUGUGCUUGUGAAAAGAGUAGGAGGCGAAGAUGUCGGAGCGAAAAGUUUUAAACAAAUACUACCCCCCUGACUUUGACCCAUCGAAGAUUCCCAAGCUCAAGCUGCCCAAAGAUCGUCAGUAUGUGGUGCGGCUGAUGGCUCCCUUCAACAUGAGAUGUAAGACAUGUGGAGAAUACAUCUAUAAGGGCAAGAAGUUCAAUGCUCGCAAAGAGACCGUGCAGAACGAGUCCUACCUGGGCCUGCCCAUCUUUCGCUUCUACAUCAAGUGCACGCGCUGCCUGGCAGAGAUCACCUUCAAGACAGACCCUGAAAACACAGACUACACCAUGGAGCAUGGAGCCACAAGGAACUUCCAGGCCGAGAAGCUCCUGGAGGAGGAGGAGAAGAGGGUGCAGAAGGAACGGGAGGACGAGGAGCUGAACAACCCCAUGAAGGUGCUAGAGAACAGAACUAAGGACUCCAAGCUGGAGAUGGAGGUCCUGGAGAACCUGCAAGAGCUCAAAGACCUGAACCAGCGGCAGGCUCACGUGGACUUUGAGGCCAUGCUGCGGCAGCACCGCCUGUCAGAGGAGGAGCGGCAGAGGCGGGAGCAGGAGGAGGAUGAGCGGGAGACGGCGGCGCUAGUGGAGGAAUCAAGGAAAAGAAGACUCCUUGAAGACUCUGACUCAGAGGAGGACACCACCCCCACCCAGGCCCCGCCAGCCCUCCGGCCCAACCCCACCGCCAUCCUGGACGAGCAGACCCCGAGAGCCAAGAGGAAGGCAGAGAGCUGGGAGCGCAGCGUGGGUACCCUUGGCAGCAGGCCCCAGCUGUCGGGCCUGGUUGUGAAGAAAACGGACCUGGACACGAGCAUCCAGCGAGGAGGAGCCCCGCCCCUCCCAGGUGCAAUGAAGAAUGGACAGGCAGCUGGCCCAGCGCCCCAGACCCCCAGCACGUCCUCCCUGAGCCAGUUGGGUGUGUAUUCUGACAGUGAGGACAGCAGCGGCAGCAACUGAGGCCCACCUGCCCUUCCCUGAUCAAGGUCACACAGCCAGCUGCAGCCGUGGUCCGGGCCAGAGGCCUUGGAAGCAAGCAGAAUCAACUGGACAAGCACAAAUGUCCUCCGAGGCCGGCAGGGCAAGCGAAGACUUCAGUUGAGGGACUCAGUUUUCUUCCUGUCCCCCUGCCCUCUGGAGCUCAGGUCCCCAGGUCAUACUGCAACAUCCUGGAGCAGCUUCAAGGUUGUCUCUCUGACAGUCCCUGAGAGGCCAGCCAUCAUCCAUCACCCGUCACCCAUCACCCAUCACCCAUCACUCCGCCUGGGCUCCAUCCCUUUCCACCACAGAACCAUCUGCAAUCAAUGGAAAGAACCUGCUGAUGGCCUGGGCGCCUCCUCUUUGUCAGUGUCUGAGGAGGGGAUGUCAGAGGCACACAGCCUAGCCUGUCCUGGACCCCUGACUCUCAGAAACCACCAGCUAAUAAAUUCUCAUUAUUUCAUAGGC
This is a messenger RNA of Cervus elaphus (red deer), 1558 nucleotides long. RefSeq names its product YJU2 splicing factor homolog (gene YJU2). Lineage: Eukaryota; Metazoa; Chordata; Mammalia; Artiodactyla; Cervidae. The record is from RefSeq and is a predicted model, not a curated record. The transcript has 8 exons. Gene Ontology annotation, cellular component: U2-type catalytic step 1 spliceosome. Bases 107 to 1072 code for a protein of 321 amino acids. Gene Ontology annotation, biological process: mRNA splicing, via spliceosome.